Messenger RNA from Penicillium cinerascens, 288 nucleotides. RefSeq lists its product as uncharacterized. Bases 1 to 288 code for a protein of 95 amino acids. The record is from RefSeq and is a predicted model, not a curated record. The transcript has a single exon. Lineage: Eukaryota; Fungi; Ascomycota; Eurotiomycetes; Eurotiales; Aspergillaceae.
AUGGUCGAGCCUAUGACCCCUGGAGAGAGACGCCCCACUUCCCCCAAAUACUCAAAGUCAUCUUUAUACUGGACUUCAUUCUUCAACGCGUAUCUCAUCUUCUCCUCUUUCUGCGCAAUCGCCGGUCUCAUUAUCAGCGCAGUCUCGCUCCAUAAAGCGAACGAGGUCAAAGCCUUUCAGUCCUCCCGAUCUAUCACGGACUUGGACCGUACCUUCAACAGCACCAUCUACGCCAUCGCAAGCAAUGGCACGUCAAUCCAGAUUGUGAUGAGGCUCCCAUUGAGCUGA